AUGGUAAUGCUACAGUAUGCCUCAGUCGCAUUCCCUAUGCUACCGUAUAUUCAGAUUGACUACGCGCAUUAUUUUCGCUUAGCACAAUGUCAAGCUAUGUGUACACAAAAGGUUGGAUAG
Angiostrongylus costaricensis is the source of this 120-nucleotide messenger RNA. The record is from the annotation of a GenBank genome assembly. Lineage: Eukaryota; Metazoa; Nematoda; Chromadorea; Rhabditida; Metastrongylidae.